Molecule: messenger RNA, 1333 nt
Organism: Trichobilharzia szidati
Lineage: Eukaryota; Metazoa; Platyhelminthes; Trematoda; Strigeidida; Schistosomatidae
Source: the annotation of a GenBank genome assembly
AGUCGGUUGCGUUGUGCUACGGAAACUUGGUGUUGGUGCUACAUUGGCACUGGAGGAGUCUAGAUAUCUAUCACAAAUUCGUUUAUUCACUACUGUCGGUUGAUACCUAAGAUGCAAAUUCUUCGCUCACGAUUUCCAGCUCUUCCUCUAUUCAAUCUUUCCUGUCCUUAGAAACUCUUAAUAAUGUUUGAUAAAGGCACAAGUACUGAAAACCCCAGGCAAUUUGAUAUAACUGCUGCAGCACCAACGUAUUCAUAAUGCGUUUAAUAAUUCUUGAAGAUCCGGAAGCAGUCACAAAUUGGGCUGCAAAAUAUAUCAUGAAAAGGAUACUUGAAUUUCAGCCUUCAGAAUCUCGGCAUUUUACACUUGGUCUACCAACUGGUUCCACUGUGGUCGGUAUGUACCAGCGAUUGGUUGACUAUCAUCACGAGGGCAAGCUUAGUUUUCGUUAUGUGAAAACGUUUAAUAUGGAUGAAUAUAUCGAUUUAUCGCAUGAACAUCCACAAUCUUAUCAUUAUUAUAUGUAUCAUAAUUUUUUCAAACACAUAGAUAUAGAUCCGAAAAAUGUCCACCUACUCGAUGGAACAACCGGUGAUCCUGAUAGAGAAUGUGAAUCUUUUGAAAUGGAGAUCAAAAACGCUGGUGGCAUUCAUCUAUUUGUCGGUGGAAUGGGCUCAGAUGGUCAUAUUGCUUUCAAUGAACCUGGUUCUAGUCUAGUGUCACGUACACGUGUUAAAACAUUGACAAGAGAGACUGUCGCUGCUAAUGCAAGAUUUUUUGGAAAUGAUAUCACUAAGGUUCCUAAACGCUGUUUAACUGUUGGUGUUGGAACUAUAAUGGAUGCAGAGGAAAUUAUGAUAUUGGUUACUGGAGCCUCGAAAGCUCUGGCCUUACACAAAGCGAUUGAAGAAGGCGUUAAUCAUAUGUGGACAGUAUCUGCUCUACAGCUUCAUAAAAAUGUUAUAUUUGUUGUCGACGAAGAUGCAACUAUGGAACUUCAUGUGAAAACUGUUCGCUAUUUCAAGGAUCUCGACUCUACUCAUCUCGCGCUUUAAAUGAAACAUCAAACUAAUCUCGCUUGCUUCACUUACCUACACACAUAUUUAUUUGAUAUACUUACAUACAUACGUGCAAUAAUAUUUUAGUGGUUGAUUUUCAAUAAACUUAUGUUUUAGAGUUAGAGUGUUUGUUUUUUUUUAAUUAUCAAAUUCUAAGUCUUUUAGCUGGCUGUAUUAUGCGCGUAACACUGUGUGUGUAUAAUGUUUCACCCACUGAAUUGUUGUCAUUCUUCAUUGAAAAUUUCCCAUUUCAAAGUUUCUCUAUAUUUAUUCAG